UCUCCAGGUGACCCACUGAGGAUUGUGAUGAUUGGGAAAACUGGUGUUGGGAAGAGUGCAGUUGGGAACACCAUCGUGGGAAAAGAAUUGUUUAAAUCUGAAGUGAGUUCAGAGUCAGUGACAGAGACCUGUGCAAGAGAGCGAGUUAAAUACUGCAAAAGAGAUAUCCAUGUGGUCGAUACCCCUGGCAUUCUGGAUACAUUUAAAAAGGCAGAUGACAUAAAGAAAGAGAUUGCGAAAUGCAUCCACAUGGCCAGUCCUGGACCUCACGUCUUUCUGCUGGUCCUUCAGAUUGGAAGGUUUACCCCAGAAGAAGAAAACAGUGUGGAAGCCCUGGAGAAACUCUUUGGACCUGAGGCAUCAAACUACAUGAUUGUAGUCUUCACUCAUGGUGACAAGCUGGCUGAGCAGAAGUCCAUACAAGAGUAUUUGACAGAAGGCCACCCUAAACUCAAAGAGGUAGUGAGCAGGUGUUGUAACAGGUAUCAUGUCUUCAACAACAAAGAUAAGAACAGAGUUCAAGUGGUUCAGCUGAUCAAGAAGAUCGAUGAGAUGGUAGCAGCAAAUGGAGGAUCACACUACACCGAUGAAAUGUUUGAAAAGGCAUGGGAGAUUCUGCAACACGAGCGUGAAAAGACUCCAGAAAAGCUGUUCAGCCACCGUGACUUCAUGGAAGAGCUGCGGCAAAAAACUCUCCAGUUUCAGCAAAAGUUGGCUUUUUUAGAGGACUAG
This is a messenger RNA of Oreochromis aureus, 732 nucleotides long. RefSeq names its product GTPase IMAP family member 9-like. The record is from RefSeq and is a predicted model, not a curated record. Gene Ontology annotation, molecular function: GTP binding. The annotation marks the transcript as partial. The transcript has a single exon. NCBI's taxonomy places the organism in Eukaryota, Metazoa, Chordata, Actinopteri, Cichliformes, Cichlidae.